Messenger RNA from Pecten maximus, 4131 nucleotides. Its product is annotated as annexin A7-like. Gene Ontology annotation, cellular component: cytoplasm. The transcript is spliced from 16 exons. The record is from RefSeq and is a predicted model, not a curated record. Bases 78 to 1922 code for a protein of 614 amino acids. Lineage: Eukaryota; Metazoa; Mollusca; Bivalvia; Pectinida; Pectinidae. Gene Ontology annotation, molecular function: calcium ion binding; calcium-dependent phospholipid binding.
UGAUUUUUGUGACUUUUGACGCAGAAGAGUUCUCAUUGAAGAAUUUCAUUUCCUGAUAGCAUUUGCGAAACAGAAACAUGGGUAAACACAAAAAGAACAAGCAUCAUGGUCACAGCAGCAGCAGCAGUUCAUCCUCAUCCUCAUCAUCUGACAGCUCAGAUAAUGAGUACAAACAUCUCCCCAAACAUGAGAGGAAGAUGAGAAAGAAGAUGAAAAAACAAAUGAAAAAGGGACAUCUGCCAAAAGGAACAGUUCUUCCAGGUGCUCCAGGAUAUCAUGGCGGAGCUCAUGGUCACCAUCAUCCACAACCUGGCUACCCGGCACAACCAGGUUACCCUGCUCAACCAGGAUACGGUGCUCCAGGGAUGGUGCCUGGAGUUGUCCCCCCUCCUGCGCAGGGAAAUUACAGUGCCGGAGGUUUUGCGGCCCCAGGGGCAGCCUAUCCAGCCGCCCCAAAUCCAGCGUAUCCUGGGGGAUACCCUCAAGGGACCGUCCCUCCACCAGCCGGUUAUAACCAGCCAGUUGGUUACCCGGGACAACCAGCAGGUUACCCAGCGCAACCCGGAUACCCUGCCCAGCCUCCACCUGGAGGAUAUCCAAGUGGUGGUACUAGUUAUCCUGCUCAGCCACAUGCUGGUUACCCAGGGCAACAGCCGGCUGCUGGUGGAUACCAAGGGCAACCGCCUGCUGCUGGUGGUUACCCAGGGCAACAGCCAGCAGCCUUCCAAGGUGCAGGUGGCGCGGGGUAUGCCCCUCAGCAGCCUAGCUACCAAGGAGGAGGGGCUCCAUCCUACCCCCAACAGGGACCAGGGGGAAUGGCCCCACAGCAUCAGCCCCCUCAGCAACCUGCUUAUGCAGGAACGGGAGUUCCGGGUGCAACUGCCGGAAUGGGCGCUAUGAAUAUAGCAGGUGGUGCCGGAGGUAAAGGGGAGGUAAAUCGUCCUACUGUUCGGCCAGCCAACCCAUUCUCUGCUGAACAGGAUGCGGAAAUUCUCCGAAAAGCUAUGAAGGGAUUUGGAACUGACGAAAAAGCCAUCAUCAACGUGAUCAGUGCACGUAGCAAUAUGCAGCGUCAACAGAUUCUAACUAUGUUCAAAACAAUGUACGGCAAGGAUUUGAUUGCUGAUCUGAAGUCGGAGCUGAGUGGAGAUCUGGAGGAACUAAUUAUGGCCAUGUUCAAACCAACCACCUACUUUGAUGCCUGGUCACUUCAUAAAGCAAUGACUGGUGUGGGCACUAAAGAAGCAGUUCUCAUAGAAAUUCUCUGCACAAGAACCAAUUCUGAAAUUAAAGAGAUCGUGGAAUGUUACAAGAAACAUUUCGGUCGAUCUCUCGAACACGACAUAACAUCAGAGACAAGCGGACAUUUUAAGCGACUCCUAGUCUCAUGUUGUCAGGGAAACAGGAAUGAGCUUACUCCGGAUCAGCAACAGCGCCUGGCAUACCAGGGUUUGGAGGGAGUCGUAGACAGAGCUCUCGCUCAACAGGACGCCCAAAAACUGUACCAAGCUGGUGAGAAAAUGAUCGGCACUGACGAAUCUGCAUUCCUUACAGUAAUGGCAGUGAGGAACCACUACCAGCUCAGAGCCACCUUUCAGGAGUACCAGAAGAUUUCCGGAAAAGAUAUCCUAAAGUCUGUGAAGAGUGAGUUCUCAGGAGAUGUGGAGGAUGGCUUCAAAGCUUUAGUAAUGACAGCUAUGAAUCGACCAAAGUACUUCGCUGACUUGCUAUAUAAGUCCAUGGCUGGACUCGGCACGAAGGACUCAACCCUGAUUCGGAUCGUCGUGUCCAGAUCCGAGAUUGAUCUGCAGGAUAUUAAGGAGGAGUAUCUUGUCCAUCAUCAGAAAUCUCUCCGCUCUGCCGUUGCCGGAGACACGCGUGGCGACUAUGAAAAGUUGCUUCUCGGACUUAUCGGCAACUAACCGUCUAUAUGAUCGUAGUAUUAAAUCAGAUUUCUCUGAUUGCGACAAUUUCUCUAAUUAUUUCGUUGUGAUUAAAGUUAAUAUUAUAAAUGUAAAAACAAAUUGCAUUUAUGUAUUGAUAUUACGUUAUAACAAAAUGUUAUUAAUGGUUAAAGGGUAGAUAUUCAAUGUUGUAAAAAAGAACGAAAAAAAAUUAAGUUGUUUAUAAUAUUGAAAAAUGAAUGUAGAAAACCUCAUUCGACAUAUCUUUAGAUGUAGAGAAAAGUUAGAAAUUCGUUUUUCUUGUUGUGCUUGAUAAAAUGUUGAUUCUUCUUAUUCCAGGAAGAAUAUUGUGUAUUAUAGUGACCAAUAAAACAGUAUAUAUUUUAUCUGGAUUUUUUCCAGGUUCCAUACGCAAAUCCAGAUUUUUUUUUUUUGUAAUAUGACCUUUGUAAUCCAACACCUGUUUAUAUUGCAAACCUAUUUAAAAUGACCCACGUAUUGUUUGUACAUGAGGUCUAAACUUUGUUCCAAAAAAAUUUCUUAUUUCUAAUCUAUAAACUAGUAUAUAUUCAUGUGAGAAUAUCUGUCUGCAUUAUGCUGCUUUGGUUAUUCAUGGAGCAAUUUUUUCUCUCUUUUGUGCUAUGAAUACGAAGUUGGCAAAAAUGAAGUUUUACAAUACUAAAUUAACCUGUAUAAUAUGGAACCUGUCUGACAAGUUCUGUUAUAGACAGGUUUCAUAAAUUAAACAAGUAUUUAUUAACUUAAUGAAAUUUGUUUAAACUGGAAUUUUUGUUAUUAAAAUUGAAAGUGGUGUGAAAAAGAACUCUCAGAAGUUUAUGCAAUUUAAAGUUUGAUUAAUUCAAUUUUUUUGCAAAAUAUUUGAUAUUUGAGGAUGUGAAGAACUGUUUUUAUCUUUUAGAAAUUUAUUCUAACAAAACUAAAAUUAUUUUGAGGUUGUAGUGUCCAUUUUAACAAAUGUCUAGCACACCUGCAUGGUUAGGUUGUAUUAAGAUUUCAAUUAUUUUUUUUCGUAACAAUAAUUUUCAAAAUUUCAUUUUAAAAUUUUUAUGUGAAUAUUCAUCAAAAUCUUUUAAAAAUAAGGCACCAAGGGACCUUUUAAAUGACUCCCAAGAAUGCUAAACAUAUGGUUGUAUUUUCAUAUUUGAUUGUGUUUAUAUAUACCAAAGGGAAGCAGCUAAUUUUGCAUCUGCAAUGUAUAUCAUCCAUAUCCAAUCCCAUAAAAAUUGAACUGAUACUAGAGGUAAGUUUCAUGUCCAAUGGCGGUCAUGACCUUGAAUGUACAUACACAAUUUAUAUCCGUGUACUAGGAAAGAUAAAACAUGUACAUAUAAUAUAUGUAAUUUUAAAACAAAAGAGUUAAAUAAUGUAAAAACAAUUAGCAACAAACAUUGCACAAAUAAACGCAACUCUACAAAAUGUGUGCCGUUUGAAAAUAAACUAAAUUAAAUUUGAAUAAGUGAAUAAAAUUUAAAAAAAAAUGAUAAUUGAAAAAUAUACACAACAUAUUUUAGUGGUAAUUUUAAUUUAGCCCUUUUUGCACUGUAGGCACUAUGUGAAAUCAUACUUGUGCUUAUUGCAAAUUCUUUGGAUCCUUUCUAUGACAACAAUGUUGGGUUACCAAAUUUAUCUUUUUGCUAGUCUGUUUAAAUUAGUUAUAUGAUAAAAUUUGAGUACACUAAAAUAGUAUAUUUACUGUAGUUAUUUUAGUUAUUUGAUUCAAAUGCCUAUAGUAACAUCUUUUAAAAAGUGCCUUUGUUUCAAUGUAGACUUUUUUGAGACAGAUGGUUGUUAAUCUAUUUAUAGAAAAUGUUUACUUUCACUUUCAAAAUGAUCACAAUAUGCGGUAAUGCUAUCAACAAAUUUUAACAUAUCGUACAAUCUGAAUAUUAUUAUCAAUUAUGAGUCCUGCCUUACGUGAGACAGUGAUUCUUUUAAUAAGUUUUGUGUAGAUCUACAUGUAACUGUUAAAUAUAUUUUAACACAUUUUGAUUAAUGACGUCCAAAUUUUUCCUGCCAUUUCCUAUGAUGCAUUUAUUGAUUUCUGUGCUAUACACAGGCAAUAUUCCUUCACGUGAAUUUCACGUAAAAAGGGCAAAAAAGUGAAAUUCACGUGAAAUUCACGUGAAGAAAUAUUGCCUGUGUACGUAUUGAAUAUUUUGCUUUAUUGAUUUUCUUGUCAAUAAAUUUUGACUUUCACACACUGAAA